AUGAGUGCAAAACCUGUGUACCACAAUCGCGCCACCACUUUCCUCGACGACGGCGAGAGUUUUCAGGCUGAUUUUGUGGCGUGGCGGUGCGACGACGAGCACGGCGACACCCACUGGGAGCUACUCGGUCCACUGCUGGCUGUGCACAGUGGCGCGAAAACCCCGGUGGACGUGCACAAGCACGUGAGUGCCUCUGAAGGCAGUUGGCGGGCGAUGUUCCAUGUUCUCGGCCUGCAGUGGUCCGACCACAUAUUCCCACCCGUGAAAGCGGUACAAGCGAAGCUUCGCAAGACAGGCGUUGACGAGUCCUCGUGGCACACGCGCUUCAGCUUCACCUGCACAUCCCAGGCUUUAGUGUUGAUCUUGGCUCAGAAGGCUACAGCGGCGAAGGCAGAGGAGACGAGGGCGAAGGCUCGGGCCGCGAUGGAAGCCUGGCUGGCACAGGUGGUGCACUUCCGCGAUUUCAAGAUCGCCUUGAACGAGUGCUUUUCGGAGUCUGCCGGGGCUUGCAACCUGGUCGUGCAUGAAGGCUACUGCCAGCACAUGCGCGCCAUCGACAAGGACCUUGGCGCAGACGACGGCCGGAGGCCGUUUCGCGGACCCGUGUGGCUCUUCGUCGCGACGCUGCAAAAGAUCUACGAGUGUCCGGCUGCAAGGGCUGUCGUGCUCCAUUUCUGCGCGAGGCUCGCCAGGAUGAUCCACAGCUCGGACGACAACCGGGGCUCCACAAAUCCUUUGAAGCAGGAUCGAGUCGUCGCCGGCGGUCGCAAGAGGCGUUGGCAUGAAGGCUUCAAGGCCGAAGUGACCCAGGGCGUGGUCCAGAAGGAGAAGGCGUUGACCGGGCUGGGCGCCUGCAAGCUCGAGGGUUGCGACGAGCGGCGCUUGCGAGAGUGGCAGGACAAGCAAUGCUUGUCCACGAUGGCCUGCAGUCAUCGUCUCUUGGGGGACGCCGUGGGCACGUUCAGCAUGUCGGAGGAUGGCGCUCGCUUGGGGUGCCCUGCCGUGGAGACAAAAGUGUACGCCAUGUACCACCGGGGUCAGAGCGUCGCCCUCUGGUUGCCCAACCAGGCGGUGAAGGAGUGGAGGGGCAUGAAGCACGACGGGGUGGGCUUGGCCAGUGAGAGCGUGGCAAAGUGGAAGCAGCGGUUGCAGGACUUUUUCAAGGGCGAGGCAGAGCGGGCGAGACCGUCGACCCGCAAGAGCCUCGGGGACCCGAACUUGGCGAACCAGCACGACCUCCAGGCGUGGGACCAUGCGUUACUCGCAGGCGUGGGCCGCGGACUAGCCAAGUUCCGGGCAGCUCGGCCCUGCCUCCCCCUGGGUCCUGGUGAGGCGAGGUUCUGGGUUGAUCUCGCGACCCUCCCCGAGGAUCUUCAGGCCGCGGCUGCGGGUCGCACCCGAAGGGCGGCGGUCCGCGCGGCCGACGGAUCAACUCGCUUGGAGUGCGUCUGGAGCGAGCCUCGGUGCAUCUUACACUCUUGGCUCGACAUGGGCAGCGUGGGGUGGGUGGGGAAGCACAUCGCCUACGGGCACGGCAAAGUACGGGGCACUUUCGGCAACGACCCGUCGCACCGGAGAUGGGGCAACACCUUGAACAGCCUGUCGGCGGCCGGGCUUACCCUGUUGAAACUUGAGGCGGGCUUGGUGCAGACUUUCUUGCUUGGCCCGUGGCACAUGGACGGGAACUUUCGCAAGGUGGAGGAGGCCGCGCAGGAGUGGCAUGCGAGCUCUGACCACCGCGAUCUGCUGUUCGUACACCUGUACCCCCGGAUCGUGCGGGACCUCAACCAGGGCGUCUUGCCCGCGGAGUUCGGCAGCGACGAGCGCAUCAAGAGCACGUGGGACGCUUUGCCAGAGCAGCUGGUAUUUUGGAGGAGAGGUGCGAGCAUGAAGCUGAACAG
This is a messenger RNA of Prorocentrum cordatum, 1901 nucleotides long. Lineage: Eukaryota; Dinophyceae; Prorocentrales; Prorocentraceae. The record is from the annotation of a GenBank genome assembly.